Tripterygium wilfordii is the source of this 1519-nucleotide messenger RNA. Its product is annotated as probable protein phosphatase 2C 25. The record is from RefSeq and is a predicted model, not a curated record. Gene Ontology annotation, molecular function: protein serine/threonine phosphatase activity; cation binding. Gene Ontology annotation, biological process: protein dephosphorylation. NCBI's taxonomy places the organism in Eukaryota, Viridiplantae, Streptophyta, Magnoliopsida, Celastrales, Celastraceae. The transcript has 4 exons. The coding region runs from base 72 to 1223 and encodes 383 amino acids.
GGCAAGCUUCAAACAAGAAAACAAAGAAUAAUCGGAAACACAGAGAAAGAAAAGCUUGAAUUGGUAAAACGAUGCCUAUUGUGGUACCAAAUUCUCCGGUGUUUUCUCCUCCGUCGCCGUCUCUCUUCUGCAACAAAAUCGAAACCCUAGCAUUAACCCUGACGCAUCUCAAAUCCGCGCAAUCUCCGUCUUCUUCUUCUUCACCUUCGUCUCCAUGCUCGCCGCUUCGGGUGCGGCUCCAGAAGCCGCUGGUUGGGAUAUCGUCUUCUUCUUUGGCUUCGAAUUCGCUAUCCGGUUCCCGAUUGGGUUCGGGGUCGCCUCAGGCGUUGUUGAAGAGGAAGAGACCGGCGAGGUUGGAUAUACCGGUGGUGGCUAAUGGAUUUGGAGCUCCGGAGACUCUGGCGGCGGAUGGAAGGGGAUUCGAGGAGGUGGAGAUGGAGAGAGAAGGAUACGGGUAUUCCGUGUAUUGCAAGAGAGGGAGGAGAGCGGUCAUGGAGGAUCGGUUCUCUGCCACUGUUAGUCUUCAAGGAGAUUCCAAACAGGCUUUAUUUGGUAUCUUUGAUGGGCAUGGAGGUGCAAAAGCUGCACAAUUUGCAGCACAAAACUUAGAUAAGAACAUAUUGAGGGAAGUUUCAAAGAUGGAAGAAAGAGGGAUAGAGGAUGCAGUCAAAUGUGGAUACUUAAACACAGAUUCUGAGUUUCUAAAGGAAGAUGUUCAUGGUGGCUCGUGCUGUGUGACAGCUUUGAUUAGGAAAGGAAAUCUAGUUGUAUCCAAUGCCGGUGAUUGUCGUGCUGUGAUCAGCAACCAAGGCAUAGCAGAGGCCCUCACAUCUGAUCACCGGCCAUCCAGGGAAGAUGAAAAGGAUAGAGUUGUGAGCAAGGGGGCUUAUGUUGAUAUGAUCCAUGGUGUUUGGAGAAUUCAGGGGUCCUUGGCUGUAUCAAGGGGCAUUGGGGAUCGGAACCUUAAACAGUGGGUCAUAGCUGAGCCAGAGACGAAAAUCUGUAGCAUCAAACCUGAACAUGAGCUCUUAAUCUUAGCUUCAGAUGGUUUAUGGGAUAAGGUUAGCAAUCAGGAAGCAGUAGAUGUAGCACGCCCCUUUUGCUUGGGAAUUCACAACCCUGAACCAUUGUCAGCUUGUAAAAGGCUUGCCGAUCUUGCUGUGUCACGAGGUUCUUAUGAUGAUAUUAGCAUAAUGCUGAUUCAGUUGCAGCAUUUCAUUUGACGACUAGAUUAGUUCUUUAGAAGUAGGAAACUAGACUAACAAAUAAGAUUCGAUUGGAUUUGUCUCUUCCUGUGAAAGGAAGGGUCCCGUGAGUGGGUUACUGGGGUUGCGGUGGGAGGUGGUAUAUAGCGUGCAUCAAGUCCGAUUAUCUAUUAUUUAGUGGGGAAUUUAAUUUUCACAGACAUACCUGACGAUAGAUUUUACAGAUUCAUGUAAAUUUUUUUUAUUCUUUUACUAAAUAACAUUUACAUGUUAAAAUAUAAUUAGAAAUAAAAGAAUUCCUGUCCUUGUCCAUA